Episyrphus balteatus (marmalade hoverfly) is the source of this 961-nucleotide messenger RNA. It is a transcript of the gene Ran, whose product is annotated as GTP-binding nuclear protein Ran. Gene Ontology annotation, cellular component: cytoplasm; nucleus. The transcript is spliced from 3 exons. Gene Ontology annotation, biological process: ribosomal subunit export from nucleus; protein import into nucleus. Bases 205 to 852 code for a protein of 215 amino acids. NCBI's taxonomy places the organism in Eukaryota, Metazoa, Arthropoda, Insecta, Diptera, Syrphidae. The record is from RefSeq and is a predicted model, not a curated record. Gene Ontology annotation, molecular function: GTPase activity; GTP binding.
UUUCAGUUUAGCAUCGGCAUUUGAGUUUUUCCGGAAUCGAACACCAAACGAGUUCAUUUGUUUAAAGUUUUGUGUGUGUUGCGGAGGCGAGGUGAAAAUUAUUUUUUCAAUCAAACACAUAAUUGGAAUUAAAAUACUGACGCAUCUUCCAUUUCCCUUUAAAAAGAAUAUAUCCAAAUAUAAGCACAUAUAAAGCCUAAAACAAUGGCCCAAGAAGCAGAUAUUCCCACAUUUAAAUGCGUCCUAGUCGGUGAUGGUGGUACUGGUAAAACUACAUUCGUCAAACGUCACAUGACCGGAGAAUUCGAAAAGAAAUACGUUGCUACACUCGGCGUAGAAGUGCAUCCGCUCAUAUUUCAUACUAAUCGAGGAGCAAUCCGCUUCAAUGUAUGGGACACUGCUGGUCAGGAGAAAUUCGGCGGAUUGCGCGAUGGUUACUACAUUCAAGGUCAAUGUGCCAUCAUUAUGUUUGAUGUAACGUCGCGUGUCACAUACAAAAACGUGCCCAACUGGCAUCGAGAUUUGGUCAGAGUUUGCGAAAACAUCCCAAUUGUACUUUGUGGCAACAAAGUCGAUAUUAAGGAUCGUAAGGUCAAAGCCAAGAGUAUUGUAUUCCACAGAAAAAAGAACUUACAGUACUACGACAUCUCAGCCAAGUCAAAUUACAACUUCGAAAAGCCAUUCCUUUGGCUAGCCCGCAAGCUGGUCGGUGAUCCAAACCUAGAAUUCGUGGCUAUGCCAGCGUUGCUGCCACCAGAAGUUAAAAUGGACAAAGAUUGGCAGUUGCAGAUCGAGCGUGAUUUACAAGAAGCACAAGAGACUGCAUUGCCCGAGGAGGAUGAAGAUUUGUAAAACCUUCUUAUGUCCAUCCCCGCCCAAUUAUUCAAACAAAAAGAAAAAUUAAGAACUAAACAUCGCAAUUAGCAUGAAAUAAUAAAAAUCUUUUUUCAUUUGUCUGGAA